This is a messenger RNA of Nerophis lumbriciformis (worm pipefish), 1020 nucleotides long. The record is from RefSeq and is a predicted model, not a curated record. Lineage: Eukaryota; Metazoa; Chordata; Actinopteri; Syngnathiformes; Syngnathidae.
AAUGGAACAAAAUGUUCAUACACCAAGUUGAAAGGUCAUAAGGCAGCACCCCCGGCAGCCAUCAUGCCUCAUAAGAGCCAAAAAAGUGGCCAGACUGCCCAUUACAUCGAGUUAGGGGGCUACCAGUACUGGCCUGUGCUGGUGCCCCGCGGGAUACGCCUGUACACUUACGAACAAAUCCCUGGGUAUCUGCGUGAGAACCCCUACAUCACAGAUGGAUACAGAGCCUACCUGCCCUCCAGGCUCUGCAUCAAAAGCUUGUUCAUCCUUUCCAACGAGACGGUGAACAUCUGGACUCACCUGCUUGGUUUCCUGCUCUUCUUCUUCCUGGCUGUGUAUCACAUGGCCCAAGUUCUGCCCCAGCUAGGAGUCUCCCGUGAGGAUUACGUCAUCUACUCCAUAGGACUCUUUUGCUUCCAGUUGUGUCUGCUCUGCUCGGCGGGCUACCACGUGUUCUGCUGCCAUCGCUCAGAGAAGACCAGCCGGCGCUGGAUGGCGCUGGACUACGCUGGCGUGUCAGUGGGCAUCCUUGGCUGCUAUGUGCCUGCCGUCUUUUAUGCCUUUUACUGCAAUAAUUACUGGCGUCAGGUGUACCUGGUGACUGUGCUGGCGAUGAUCCUGGCUGUGUUCCUGGCUCACAUCCACCCAAACUUCCUGAGCAAGCAGUGGCGUCGUCCCCGCUUGUUGGCCUUCUGUGCGCUAGCGUCGUGCGGACUAGUGCCCGUUGUUCACUGGGUCUACGACGCUGGUGGAUUCUCCUCAGAACUCGUGCAAGCAUUCGUUCCCCGCGUGCUUGUCAUGUAUUUGAUGGCGGCGUUGGCGCUGCUCUUCUACAUCUCUAAAGUGCCCGAAAGAUACUUCCCAGGCCAGCUGAACUACGUGGGCUCGAGCCACCAGCUGUGGCACGUGUUGCUGCUUCUCAUGUUCUACUGGUGGCAUCAGUCAUCUUGCUUCAUCAUGGCAUACAGACACAGCCGGCCAUGCCCCGGCGACCUCGUUGACACCAACGUACACUCCUAG